Vigna unguiculata (cowpea) is the source of this 3096-nucleotide messenger RNA. RefSeq names its product Protein kinase superfamily protein. NCBI's taxonomy places the organism in Eukaryota, Viridiplantae, Streptophyta, Magnoliopsida, Fabales, Fabaceae. The record is from RefSeq and is a predicted model, not a curated record.
GCAUGAACGAACUGAAAAAGUGAAAAGCUCAAAUAAUAAAAUGACAAAAACAAAAGCAAAGCAUUAGCAUAGUUUAUGUUUUGGCCAUGGUUCCCCAAAUUGAAGUGAAAAGCAGAAGGAUCAGCAAUUCAACGACCUGGUGGAUCAGCCACCAACAGGGUUCGAUCUGCAUCUUCCUCUGCUAAGCCACGCACCUCAUCGUAACCCAAAGAGAAAAUUAAAAGAAGUUAUAUUUAUAGUUAGAGAAAAAAAACGAGAGAGAGGGGAAGAUCUGAAAGCUUUGUUCUACACACUUAUAACACUGAAAAAUGCAAGUUGUAGCAAUGGUGACGUUGGGUUGGUCUUCUCAAAGGCUUAAACUUUGUGAAUAUGGCCCAUUUCUUCUUCAGUAACUCGAUAUGAAUGGUCGCAUCUAAAAAGGCCUUGUAGACUUUGAGCUUAUGUUGAUGCAUUAGGCUUUUGGGGAAGUCCAAGUUGUGGUCAUUGAUGGUAGAUCCCCAGACCAGGAAUCAGUAGGGUCUGGGACAAAGAGGUCCAGUGUAUCAUCUGGGGGUAGGCCUCGGAAUCAGCAGUUCUUCUAUAAGUUUGUUGACAGUGGCAGCUUGACUGCAAAACUUGUAGAUUGGUUUGGAUCUGUAACAGAAGACUCUGCAUUGAAACAGCAGGCAUUUGAUGUUCCAUUUGAGUUGAUUGAACUUCAAAAAUUUGAUUAUGCAUUGGAAGGGAUUUCAUUUCAGCAGCUGACACGCAUGCCCAAUGCUGUUCACGCUUCUACAUCUGAUGCUUUAGAAGCAACCGCUUAUCUCGCGAUUGAAGAUUUUUUACAUGCAAGUAUAAAAGGCUUGUGGGAGGCAUUUUGGAGUCAAGAUGAGCCCAUGCCUUUUUCUGUGGCUUGUCUGUAUAAUUCCAACAUGAAGUUUUAUCAGGCUGAACAGGCUAUUGCAAAUGGAAGGCUUGGAGGUCUUUGUGGUACUGGUAUAUUGCUUAAUAAUUCUCGACAUCCUCAUGGAAAAUGGGAUCAUGUCCUUGAAUUGGCACUUCUAAGGCCUGAUAUUGGAGGCCAUGCUGUUGGCAGUGAUCGUCAGCCUUCUCCAUCAGUUCUUGGAGAAGCUCUAUUUUAUGCUCUUCGAAUGCUGUUGGCAAGAAGUUUAAGUAGACUGAGCUUCUUUCCAGAUCCAUGCACAGUGUUUGUUCUUCUAGUUGAUUCUCAAUAUGGGGGAGUUGUAAAGGUUGAAGGAGAUGUAAAUAAGCUCAAUUUUGACCUGAAUAAUGUUUAUGAAUGUGCUGCUGAAUGGGUAAAAAAUCAUUCUAGAAUUUCUGUUUCCCCAAUUGAUAGGAUCUGGAACAAACUUGGAAAUGCAAAUUGGGGAGAUAUUGGCGCUCUACAGGUACUAUUUGCAACCUUCCACUGUAUAAUGCAAUUUGCCGGAAUGCCCAAGCACUCUGUUGAGGAUUUAGCUGCUGAUCAUAGUUCACGUCUCCAAACAAGAAGAGUUGAGAGGCAGUUCGGAGAUACCAGCGUAAAUGGAAAUGGUGUAUUUCGAUACCAACAACGUAGUGUUUCCCCUGAAAUUGUUGAAGUUGAGGAUGAUUCAGUUAAAGUUGAUUCCAAGGAGUCUAUGAUAUCAGAAGGAACCAUAUUAUGGGUGGAGGAUUCAGAUUGGCAAAAGGGUUUUCAGAUAAAAGAGGUAAUCAACACUGGUGAAUUGACAUACUUCAUUGCAUCCCAUGUUGAAGAAUCAGGAAAAAAUCUGUUCCUAUAUGUGGGCUCUCAUCCGUCCCAGCUGGAACCAGCAUGGGAAGAUAUGAAUCUAUGGUAUCAAGUUCAGAGGCAGACCAAAGUAUUGACAAUAAUGAAGCAGAAAGGUCUUUCAAGCAAAUAUCUGCCUCAAUUGAGUGCCUCUGGUAGGAUCAUACACCCAGGUCAUUGUCGCCGACCCAGUUCUGGUGGAAAUUGUGACCACCCGUGGUGUGGGACCCCUAUUCUCGUAACCAGUCCAGUUGGUGAAACAGUAGCUGAAAUGGUACGCAGUGGCCAAUUUGGUUCAGAGGAAGCUAUCAGAUGUUGCCACGAUUGCUUAUCAGCGCUUUCAGCUGUUGCUUCUGCUGGAAUUCGGCAUGGAGAUAUCAGGCCGGAGAAUGUGAUAUGUAUAAAGUCUGGCGUGAGGCACCCUUAUUUUGUUCUGAUUGGAUGGGGUCAUGCCAUUCUUGAAGAUAGAGAUCGUCCUGCUAUGAAUCUUCAUUUCUCAUCUACUUAUGCACUUCAAGAAGGAAAGCUAUGCUCUGCUUCAGAUGCUGAAAGCCUAGUUUAUAUGCUUUAUUAUUCAUGUGGUGGAGUUUUCCCAGAUCUAGAUUCCGUAGAGGGAGCUCUACUGUGGAGAGAGACAUCUUGGUCAAGGAGAUUAAUUCAGCAGAAGCUAGGUGAUAUUUCCACAGUGCUGAAAGCUUUUGCUGAUUAUGUUGAUAGUCUAUGUGGGACACCUUAUCCCAUGGAUUAUGAAAUAUGGCUGAGAAGGUUGAGGCGAAAUAUUCAUGAAGAUGAUCAUGGAAAGGAAAUUGAUGCUACAGGCUAGGCUUUCAAACUGGGUCCAAUGUCCGAAAUGGAAAGUCUUCGUCUUAACGUGUUUCUCAUUGCAAUGCUUGGACUUUUGGGUGGUAAAUAAAACAUGGAAGUCAUUGGUUUGAUCUCUGGUGCUCAUGCAUUUAUAUACCAAGAACGAUUGAUUUGGAGAAUGGUUAGUGCAUUCCAUGAAAUGAGCAUGUCAUGAUUGCUCAUGUUGGUCUGCUGUAUCUUCUAUAAAUCUUGAGACUUGAUUGGUGGCAUCUUUGGGUAUAUGAAGAAUAAUCAUUCCUUCAUUUUGAGGUGCCAAAACAUGACUUUAACAGCUUUCUUUCCAUUUCAUUUUUCUGGUAAUGAGUUUCUAAUCGAAGUAAUCAAUCUGUAUUGAUAACAUCAUUCGUUUGUAAAGAUAAAAAGGUCUUUUUAGAAUGCUUGAUGUUUGUGCUGUUACUUGGCUCCUCUGGCCAUUCUGAACGGUACAAACUGCACAUGACAUGUAAACCUAUUCUGUAAAUGUGUUGUUUUUCUUGUGUUCA